GGGUACCCAAGUAUUUCCUCUGCAGAAGAGAGAGAGAGAGACUGGUGAACAGUGGACAGUGUUUAUUUUUAUCCAUCAAGUCAUAGUCAUAUAAUAGACUUCAUUUUCCUCUUUUAUUGAAGAAUAUACCGAUUGAUUAUAACUACCACAAUGCCAUCUAUUGAAGAUACGCUGUUUCAGUUGAAGUUCUCUACCAAGCAACUAGAGAGAUUUUCCAAAAAGUGUGAGAAAGAACAGAAAGUCCAGGAGUCUAAAGUUAAGAAGGCUUUGAUGCAAAAGAAUGUAGAGGGAGCACAAAUAUAUGCUGAAAAUGCAAUAAGAAAAAAGAACGAGUCCUUAAACUUUCUCCGACUUGCGUCAAGAUUGGAUGCUGUGGCAUCUCGUGUUCAAUCAGCUAUGAUGAUGAAACAGGUCACUAAGAACAUGGAGGGUGUGACGAAAGGUUUGGAUAAAGCCAUGCAAUCUAUGGACCUGCAAAAGAUCUCUGCUACUAUGGAGAAGUUUGAAGGUCUUUUUGAGGAUCUUGACGUCAACACUCAGGUUAUGGAGGGCUCCAUGGGAGCUGCCACAACACUAACAACUCCUCAAGACCAGGUUGAAGCCCUUAUCAACCAGGUUGCUGAGGAGAAUGGCCUGGAAGUGAUAAAACAAUUGGAUGCCGUACAGCCUGGCACAGCAUCUCUCAGAGACUCUGAAAGAUCCACAGAAAAAGAGGAUCAGCUAUCUAGAAGAUUGGCUGCCCUUAGGAACUGAGGAUUUCAGUAUGUUUGUAGUCUCCUUGUUGUAUAUUCUUGUAUAAUACUGUGUAAAUUGUCUAAUUGUCACAAUAAUACAAUUUCAAAAAUUUUCAAGAUCUGGGAUAGCUGUGGCAGUGUACUUUAAAAGGGUUCUUGGGCCUUAUCUCUGCUAUGUUUUAACAUCCCUCAAUCACUGUUAAUGGUGAAAAAAAAGGAUGAUAGAAUAUAUUUUGUAACGCCUUAUCAACCUGUAGUAAAAGAAUGUUCAAGGAAGAUCAAUUUUUAACUCUAAGAAAAAAGGGUUCUGGCAACCUUUAUAAAGGGUUGAUUCACUAA
Messenger RNA from Nematostella vectensis (starlet sea anemone), 1073 nucleotides. Its product is annotated as charged multivesicular body protein 1a. The transcript is spliced from 9 exons. Gene Ontology annotation, cellular component: multivesicular body; ESCRT III complex. Lineage: Eukaryota; Metazoa; Cnidaria; Anthozoa; Actiniaria; Edwardsiidae. The record is from RefSeq and is a predicted model, not a curated record. The coding region runs from base 151 to 753 and encodes 200 amino acids. Gene Ontology annotation, biological process: endosome transport via multivesicular body sorting pathway; protein transport; late endosome to vacuole transport.